Molecule: messenger RNA, 930 nt
Organism: Aureobasidium namibiae CBS 147.97
Lineage: Eukaryota; Fungi; Ascomycota; Dothideomycetes; Dothideales; Saccotheciaceae
Product: L-lactate/malate dehydrogenase
Exons: 3
Coding region: 1-930 (309 amino acids)
Biological process (GO): carboxylic acid metabolic process
Cellular component (GO): cytoplasm
Molecular function (GO): L-lactate dehydrogenase (NAD+) activity
Source: RefSeq, a predicted model, not a curated record
AUGACUUCGAGAAUUGCCAUUCUCGGCUCUGGAGAAGUUGGCUCCACGAUUGCCUAUUCGCUGAUUUUGAACCCUGUGGCUGGAGAGAUUUUGCUUGUUGAUCCUAAGGAGGAAGUCCGCGAUGCACAAGUGCAGGAUCUUUCUGAUGCUACUUUCCAUGGAGACACAAGUACUCUUGUCCGCGCAGGCACGCACAAGGAAGCUGGUCAAUGCGAUAUCGUUGUCAUCACCGCCGGAGCUGCACAGAAGAAGGGAGAGAGCCGCACCGAUCUCGUCGGCCGCAACCUCAAGAUCCUGGGCUCGGCGAUCGAGGACAUGAAGCCCUUCCGCGAGGAUACCAUCAUCGUCUUGGUCACAAACCCCGUGGAUAUCCUGACUUACUUUGCUCAAAAGUUCUCUGGACUUCCCAAGUCCCAGGUCAUUGGCAGUGGUACCUUCCUCGACAGCGCACGUCUGCGCGGUAUCCUCUCUGCAAAAUGCGGUGUCGCUGCUUCCUCCAUUGACGCAUAUGUGCUGGGCGAGCACGGAGAUUCGCAAAUGGUCGCAUGGUCUCACGCUUCGGUCGGCGGCAUUCCUCUCGAAGAAGCCCUCCCCGACGCCUCCAUCGACAAAGCCUCCAUCGCAGAAGACACCAAGAAAAAAGCAGCCGCCAUUGCCGAAAACAAAGGCGCCACCGCCUACGGUAUCGGCGGCGUGACGUCUUCCAUCUGCAAGUCGAUUUUGUUUGACGAGUGCAACAUCAGACCCCUGAGUCAUUACCAGGAUGAUAUGAAAGUUUGUAUUUCGAUGCCAGUGGUUAUUGGUAGAAAGGGUAUUGUGAAGCAGAUUCCGUUGAAGUUGAGUGAGAGCGAGCAGAAGGAGUUGGAGCAGAGUGCCAAGAGCAUGAGGGAGAUUAUCGAGGAUGCUGAGAAGGAGCAGAACAAGGAGUAA